UCCCUCCAUUGCCACUCACUCUUAGCCUUCUUCCCUUUCCUCUGUUUCUCUGAAUCACACUGAACCUUACACUGUGCUGUAAAUGGCGGUAACAGAGUUAUCAACUUCAUGUACCGAAACGGCAAUCUGUUUUCGCUCUUCACAGCUCUCACUCUCGUCAUCAUCUUCUUCUUCACGUUUCUCUCAUCAUUUUCGUCGUUCUUUUCGCCCGCCUUUACCCAAAACCAGGAGUCCUACAAUUUCAUGCUCUGUUACAUCAGAUCAAGUUCAAACCCAGACACCAGUACAAGCUGAGAGUCCCAAGGGAAAGAGUGAGUGUUAUGGUGUCUUCUGCCUCACCUAUGAUCUCCAAGCUGAAGAGGAGACAAAAUUAUGGAAGAAAUUAAUUAACAUAGCUGUUUCUGGUGCUGCCGGGAUGAUCUCUAACCAUCUUCUUUUCAAAAUUGCAUCUGGUGAAGUCUUUGGACCUGAUCAGCCUGUCGCUCUGAAACUAUUGGGAUCGGAAAGAUCAGUACAGGCUCUUGAAGGAGUGGCCAUGGAACUUGAAGAUUCUUUGUUUCCUUUAUUGAGAGAGGUUAGUAUCGGAAUAGAUCCAUAUGAAGUGUUCCAGGAUGCUGAAUGGGCUCUUCUGAUUGGGGCGAAGCCGCGAGGGCCUGGAAUGGAACGAGCCGACUUGUUGGACAUCAAUGGGCAGAUAUUUGCUGAACAGGGAAAAGCUCUCAAUGCGUGUGCGUCUCCUAAUGUGAAGGUGAUAGUAGUGGGCAAUCCCUGCAAUACCAAUGCCUUAAUUUGUAUGAAAAAUGCUCCGAAUAUACCUGCAAAGAAUUUUCAUGCACUGACUAGGUUGGAUGAAAAUAGAGCGAAAUGCCAGCUUGCCCUAAAAGCAGGUGUGUUCUACGAUCAAGUGUCGAACAUGACCAUCUGGGGAAAUCACUCAACAACACAGGUUCCGGACUUCCUAAAUGCCAGAAUCAAGGGCUUACCUGUCAAGGAGGUCAUCAAGGAUCACAAAUGGUUAGAAGAGGAGUUUACUGAGAAGGUCCAAAAGAGAGGUGGUGUUUUAAUUCAGAAAUGGGGAAGAUCUUCAGCAGCAUCUACUGCUGUGUCAAUAGUUGAUGGCAUCAAGUCUCUAAUUAUUCCGACACCAGAGGGGGAUUGGUUUUCUUCUGGUGUUUAUACCAAUGGCAAUUCGUAUGGUAUAGCGGAGGAUAUUGUUUUCAGCAUGCCAUGCAGAUCAAAAGGAGAUGGUGAUUAUGAACUCGUCAAGGAAGUGAUCUUCGAUGACUAUUUGGUCAAGCGAAUUAAAAAGUCGGAAGCAGAAUUGCUAGCUGAAAAACGAUGUGUGGCUCACCUUACAGGGGAGGGUAUUGGAUUCUGUGAUCUACCUGGAGAUACAAUGCUUCCUGGAGAAAUGUAAAACAGGUUCAGUGUUUUCUUCCACUUAUUUGUCAUCAAAAUCAGCUUUUGGGGCAAAAGAAAGAAGAGAAAUGAAAGUUAUACACGUAGACUAAAUUACUUGUUGUAUGAGUAUGGAUUGCAGGUGUUAAAUUAGUAGU
Hibiscus syriacus is the source of this 1556-nucleotide messenger RNA. Its product is annotated as malate dehydrogenase [NADP], chloroplastic-like. Lineage: Eukaryota; Viridiplantae; Streptophyta; Magnoliopsida; Malvales; Malvaceae. Bases 83 to 1417 code for a protein of 444 amino acids. The transcript is spliced from 14 exons. The record is from RefSeq and is a predicted model, not a curated record. Gene Ontology annotation, molecular function: L-malate dehydrogenase (NAD+) activity; L-malate dehydrogenase (NADP+) activity. Gene Ontology annotation, biological process: malate metabolic process; tricarboxylic acid cycle; oxaloacetate metabolic process.